AUGCGCAUGUCCGUGGCUGCUUUGGAGCAGGCGGUGGCCAACGCCAACAUGAGGCACUCGGCGCAGGGCUUCGCUGUCCACAUCUUCAGGCAGAUCGCUUGGAUGCGGGAGCUCUCAGCGUGCGACCGCGCGGUGAAGGAUGCCGUGGUGGGCGCUCUGGGCCCGAAAUACGUCAACCUGCUGAUCCCCUGGCCACGCGCCCCACGGGGCCUGGAGGUGAAGGUGCCCGUGGCUGCGCUGCGCAGCGCCACCUGCUCGGUGGAGUACGACCCGUCCACCCAGUCCUUGAAGGUCUCUGCCGGCGGAGGGACUUGGUCCAUCUGCGCCUGGACGGAUCCCUCGGCGUCCUGCUGGGUGGCGCGGAACUUUGCGCAUCCCAUCCCCCACCACGCGGCCCCGGGCGCCGUGGGCGUGGCGGAACUCAGCCUUCACAACAGGACCUUCGGGAUUGGCUACAAGGUGCACCCCGAGGUGUUUUCCUCCUGGCCGGACCUGAGCGAGUGGAAGAACCUGGAUGGCGACCUUCACACCUACGCCUCCAUUUGGUCCAAGAUCCGGCUCUGCCAGGUGCACGCGGCGGCCGUGUGCGAGUCGGAAAGAGCCGGGGCAAGCGUGAAGGGCUCCUGGGCUCAGAAGAACGGAAGGUGGUGCUUUACAUGCACCUGCAUCAAGAGCGAGCUGAGCUCUGCGUUUAUCGAGGUGGCAGACAUGGCGCUGAUCAAGUGCAUUGCCCCUCAAGGCAUUGUGACACUGUACGGCUUGGUGCACUCCGUUUGGAAAACUGGAGCGGAGAUGAUCAACCUGGAGAUCCAACUUUCCGAGGUCGGGGCCCACAUCCGCAGCGCGCAGGAAGAGGCGGUGAAGGCGUCCACGAGCUUCCGGCUGCGGAUCUUUACGGUGCCGACCAAUGAGACGAAGAGCGUGGAGCUGCUGCGCUCCAUGCCUCGCAGCCCCCCGCUGGCAGGGCUGCGGUUGACCGCGCCCGACUCCAAGCAGCGCAAGCGGGAGCUGGAGCAGCGACCUUUGGCGACCCUCCAACAGGUGGAGCAAGCGGUGCAGCGGCCCCACUUCACCGUGAGGAGCGGGGUGACGCUGAACGAGAAGCAGCGCCUCGCGGUGAAGCGCGGACUGCAGCGGCCCUUCUCCAUGGUGCAGGGGCCCCCGGGCACUGGCAAGACCUCCUUUCUGGUGAACCUCAUCACCGCGAUGCUGAGCCUCGACACGCAGCGCUCCAGUCGUUGGCAGCGACUGCUGGUGCUGGCGCCCUCCAACCACGCGGCGGACGAGAUCGUGCGGCGCCUGCUGAGGGACACCAGCGUGCCACCUAUCUUCCUGACGCGGGUAUACUCGCGGUCCAUCGAGCGAGCAGAUGGCAGCAGCUAUCAGGGCGGUCCGCAGAUCCGCCACGACGCCUUCGACAUCAAGCCGGACGUUGCUGCGCAGGCGCUUCACCGGAAGGCGUCUCAAGCGCCCAUGAGGGAUUUGGGCUUCGGCGCUAGCUACGAGGAGGCGGAGCAACGCGUGCUCAAUCAGAGCAGGGUGGUAGUCACCACGGUGACAAACUCUUACUUGCAUACGGCCCUGAACUGGGUGAAGAACAACGACUUCUCCAGGGUUCAUCGGCCGAUUAAGUUCACCUCCGUCAUCAUCGAUGAAGCAGCCCAGGCCAGCGAACCGGAUGUCGUGAUCUCAUUUAUGCUCGCAAGUGUUCGCGUGGUUGUGGUGGGCGACCACAAGCAGUUGGGUCCCGUAGUAGCCGAGAGCAACCUGUGCGAUUCCUACAUCAACGUAUUAGAGACCCCAUUUUUGGAGAGGAUGUUGCAGAAGCCUCAGCAACAUUCAGCCAACACCCUGCUGAACGUGCAGUACCGGAUGCACCCCUCCAUCCGGAAAUUCCCAUCCACUCAGUUCUACAACUCCCAGCUCGAGGACGGUGUCACGGUGACCCACCGGCCAGAGCUGGCGCGCUUGUGGCCGACAAAAGAUGAGCACGUGCUCUUCGUGGACUGCCAGACGCCGCAAUGCUUCGGACUCUCCGUGGAGUGGGGGGGCGGCCAAGGGACGAGCUCUUUCAUGGAGAGCAAAACUUCCUUGAAGAACAGUGGAGAGGCAAAAUUGGUUCUGGAAGCCUGCAAAAUUCUGUUGGACGCUGGCUGCUCUCCUAGCGACAUUGCCAUCAUCACGCCAUACAAUGCCCAGCAGCAGGAGAUCGUGGCCAGACUUCGGCAGAGACUGAAAGACUCUCGUGACAUUCUGGUGGGCACUGUGCAUGCCCUGCAGGGAAGCGAGAGAGAGUUCAUCAUCAUCAGCUGCGUACGGAGUGUGGUCGAGGACGUUUACGAGCUUCAGCCAGAUUGCAUUGGUGUGAGUCAGUCGAAGGAGAAGCAAAGCCGAGCGCUGCGCGAGAUGUGCAGCUGCAACCUUGGGAUUCUUUCAAAUCCCAAGCUGCUCAAUGUGUCGCUCACGCGCGCCCGCUAUGGCUUGGUCUGUAUCGGCAACAGGUCAGUGCUCAGCAAUGGCUCUCAGGACUUCCUGGAUCUCACCCAAAGGAUGGAGGAGCGAGGCUGCCUGGUGAAGGACCUCCGGCCGCGCUUCGCUGGCCAUAUGUCGACGCAAUAG
Messenger RNA from Effrenium voratum, 2619 nucleotides. NCBI's taxonomy places the organism in Eukaryota, Dinophyceae, Suessiales, Symbiodiniaceae. The record is from the annotation of a GenBank genome assembly.